This is a messenger RNA of Racocetra persica, 343 nucleotides long. The record is from the annotation of a GenBank genome assembly. Lineage: Eukaryota; Fungi; Glomeromycota; Glomeromycetes; Diversisporales; Gigasporaceae.
GUUCACAUCGUUUACCAAUCAAAGCAUUUAUAAUAUUUCUAUUGAUCAAGAGAAGGUGUUUGCUAAGAGUACUACAAAUUUACUUAAAGAAAUUAGAACAAUUUCUAAUAGAGUAGAACAUGUCAAAAUUAAUGAUUCAUUUGCUCUUUUUGUAAAAGAAUUAAAUGAUAAAUAUCCCUUAUCACAAGAAAAUAUUAAAGAUCCUCUUAUUGCAAAAACAAAAGGAAGGCCAAAUAAUACUAGUCACAAUAAAUUAAAUAUUGAGCUUGCUACUAAAAAAACAUAUAUAUGUAGUAUUUGUAGCAGCACUAAACAUAAUUCUAGAAGUUGUCCAAGUAAAUAG